AUGAUGAUCGUCAUGACAACCGAUGACCUGGUAGUCGAAUGGGCCAGAGGUGUCGUCUUCUUUGAUACUUUACACUCUUCACCGACUCGCCUAUACGCAGAUUCCGACCACCCUCUUGGGCUAGUCAAAUUCAUGAAGAGUAUCGGCAUGCGUGUUGAAUCAGUUACGCAAAGAAUAUCCAAUUUUGAUGGGAUUUAGUUAACUUUCCCUCCUCGGCAUUCGACGCCCCCUUUCACCCCACCCACAUCCCGCCCCACAGACAUACAGACACACAUUCACAUGGCGGCAAUCACCCAGUCCAUUAUAAGUGGAAAAGGGAAGAUUAGAGUGGACACCAUGUCGACCCGCAACAACUUGUCAGCUUUAGCCCUAUUAUCUCGUCUGAUAUUAUUCGGCCAACACUUCCUCACGCACACACGCCCCUCCCACCCCCUCUCUAUUCCAGGAGUUGUUGUCCUAGCCUCCUUGUUCACAGGGACGACACAUGUGAAACCCAGCAUAACUUUGCCUGUGCCGUUUGGAUAA
Messenger RNA from Protopolystoma xenopodis, 525 nucleotides. The record is from the annotation of a GenBank genome assembly. NCBI's taxonomy places the organism in Eukaryota, Metazoa, Platyhelminthes, Monogenea, Polystomatidea, Polystomatidae.